Wasmannia auropunctata (little fire ant) is the source of this 6471-nucleotide messenger RNA. Its product is annotated as R3H domain-containing protein 1-like. NCBI's taxonomy places the organism in Eukaryota, Metazoa, Arthropoda, Insecta, Hymenoptera, Formicidae. Bases 2433 to 6395 code for a protein of 1320 amino acids. The record is from RefSeq and is a predicted model, not a curated record. Gene Ontology annotation, molecular function: nucleic acid binding. The transcript has 16 exons.
AUCAGAGAAAGUAAGUUACUUUUCAUUCUUUUUUAAUCUUCUUUUUAAGAAUUUGAAGAGAUAAAAGAGUUAAGACGAGAUUAAAGUUAUAAUCUACAUUGGUAGAAAUGGACUUACGUUUUAAACGUCGUUGUAAAAUAUCGAAUCUAAUCGUGGAAGUUUGAUCUCAUCAUAAUUCUACCAUUAAACAUCUUCUUAAUAUAAUUAAAACAUUUUCCUCGUUGUUCGCGUGCGGCUACGUAAAGGAAGACAGAGAGAGAAAGAGAAAAAAAGAAAGAUUAAAAUCUCUGCUGGCUGUAAUCCAAUGUACGCGAGAAUGACCGUCCACGGUGAUUAGAUCGCUAAAUUAGUUGCUAUCUCGGCGGGAGCGAUAAAUAAUAAUAUUCCGCGAGUUAGUUAAUAACUGCCGAGCAUGUCGAUGCCUGCAUGCACUGCGUGCAACACACGCUCAUUUUGUUCAUGUAUACGCGAAAUAUUUAUCACAUGAUUUAUACAACGUGCGCGGCGCACACACACACACACACACACACACACACACAACUGUUACAUCGGCAAUCCGCCGUCAAUUUGUCAGAUAUUGGUGCGUCCAUGCACAGCACGGAGGCGGAGGCCGAGGGGAAUUAUUAAAUUCUCGGCAACGCGGGAAAACAUCGCGCAUUAAUAAGAGCUAAUUAAUGCCCGAUGUUCGAAAUUUGUUCAUUUGCGCGACGGUUAAGCUUCGUAAAACGCGAUUAAGCGUCAAUGGUAAUAACGCUCUCGUUUACGCACGAUGACGCGUAAUAAUGCGUCUAUAUUGAUGGAAUACUUUUCCCAAUCCUGCGACCGUUCGUAUGCGCGUGUAUGUACGUGCGCGACUCUGAUGUCGCGCGAAAGCGCGACUCUCCAUCAUUUAAUAAUCCAAUAACGUCGCGCGAAUAAAUGACUCACGGUGUUACGCUGACCUAUAGAAGCUCGUGAUUCAUAGCUCGACGUUUACCCUAUGCUACGUAAUAAUUAUCGUUGCGCUCUUUACAUAAAGAUACGACCAUGGUGGAUACGACGACACUGUAGGUCCUCUUCUAAUUAAUAGUUUUCUCUCUCGGUAGGCCUUUACGUAUCAAUUACAAAGUUUUUCCAUUUUAUUCUCCGUUCAGCAGGUAACACGAUUUGCCGGCAGUAAAAUUAUUUAACAAUAGCGCGACGUAUCUUCAAACGAUUAUCACGAUAAAUUGUAAAAAUGUACGGCGCAUCGUUAUCGCAUCCGCGCGAUUUGUUAACGGAGUAUUUACUGUCUGGAAAUAUCUGGAAUUCUCAGGAAAUUUCUCGCCGAAACGGUCCCUUCGUGAAAAACUUGGCUUUUAUUUCGCGGGUAACAGAGUGCUGCAUUUUUCACGUUGUAAAAGUGCUACAUAAGUUUCGCGUUGAGAUCAGUUUAUUUUAACCCUCCCUUUAACACUUGGAUGUUGAUGUUUUUCUUUGUUCGCGAUUUUACUUUUUUAUUACACUUCUUGAAAAUUUUACGCGAUAUGAAAUGCUUAUUUUAUGGGCGUCCUCCUUUUCAAUACUUUCUCAGAUUUGAUGAUACCUCGAGUAAUUUUUUUUCUAAGGUUUUUUAAUGAGUUCGUUAAAAAAAAGAUCUGAUUGCAUAAAUUGAAAGUCUCUGGUAGAUUUGGCCAGUAUAUUUGUUGGGAAAUGAACGAGAAUCAAAAUUCUUUUAGAAAUUAUCAGAUGAGCACAAUUGAUCCUUGUUGAUAUACAAGAAUUUCAUACUAAAUUUAUUUAAUUAAAUCAGCAUAACUUUGCAGCGAGAAAAACGUCUAGAGUGAAAUACAUUCUACUAUACUACAUCUUGUUAAUAUAAUUAAAACAUUGUUCUCUGAGUAAAAAAGAAGAACUAAAUUCGGAUAAAAUCGAUUUUUAACUUGCAUCUAAAAAUGUUAUAACUUCGUUGAAAAUUUCAACGAAAAUAUCUGAAAGGUCAAAGAAAUUCAAAGAAAUUGUUUUUCAGUGUUGAGUAGAUAUCCCGAAAUUAAGUUCCGUGAAUUGAGUAAGAGUGACCGAUUGAAAGAAGAUUGAUUAAGUUUGCGCAGCCGUGAAAGGUAGCUCGAAUAUAUUUCUUGCGGGCGCGCUUUAUUAUUUUUUACUUGCAUCUCGAAGAGAGACAGAGGGGCGCUAAGUAAAAUUCAAACGCGAACGUGUUUACGUCUUAAUGUUUUCCUUGCACGAGAACGUCAUGAGCCUUGUUGUGUCUGCUUACAGAGUAUACGAUGUCGGAAGGUGGACGUGCAGUGAUCUGGCACCUAGUAUCAGCCCCUCGUGCUGCACGCCACCCAAAAGAUUCACAUACUAACUGCUAAGUCGCACCCGCGCGCGCGUGUGUGUGUGAGAGAGAGAAUUGAAUCCCCACCAGUUGCAGGGUGUACUGCACUGUAACUCCAUGACGCAUUUAACACAUGGCCCGCCUAGAGAUACCGAGCAUAGUGGUGUAUAAAGGAAGCAGGUCGCAGGACCGACCUGAGAGUCCUACGGUGGUGGUGAGAGGAGGAAUGCCCUCACUGCCGUCCUCCAGGCAAGGCCUCGCCGUAAGUGGCUCCGGUGGUAGUGCACCUCACCAGGACGCCUCGGAGCCGGAUAUGAUAGACGGGAAUGCCAACCCCAACAUCGGCACCUCCCCCGUACCGAACUCGCUCCAUCGUCCCGCGUCCUCCUGCCCGCCGCCCGACAAAUCGGACACUGAAAGCAAGAACUUUCGCAAUCGGACGAACACGAAACUGAAGCUGUUAGUCAGAAGCCAUGCCAUGAGAGAAUCGACGUCCCCACCGCGGGAACCGCACGGCAACGGUCCGGCGUCGCCGCACAGUCCGCAGUCGGCGGACGGCGAGAAGAAGAUCGUGUGCAGCCUCUCGCCCAAUUCCACCGGCGCCAAGCUCAACAACAACGAGUCCAUGUACAACAGCAAUCUUUGUUCCGCUCAAUCCCCUAAGCAAAUGCGCAACACGGCGACUUCACCGACUUGUCGGACACCGUCGCGAAAUGGUCAAUCUAGUCCCUCUCAGGUACACUCACCAAAGAGCAUCACUUCUCCGACUAAUGGCAAUAAAUUGGAGAAUCAUCGCUCCAAAUUCGCUAGCGCGAAUAUCAUUCAGAAAUGCAAUAACUGUGUGAAGAACAAUCAGAAUGAGCGGCCAGGUCUACUGCAGACUCCGAUAUCACCCACCAGGUCCGGUCAAGCGUUGCAGCAUUCGCCGAAGAGCACGAAUCUUGCUCCGUGCGGCCAGAAUAAUCAGCACAAAUCCGAGCAACGAAGGCCGAACACGUUGAACAUUUGUAACAAUCAGUGUUCGGCGCAAUGUGGCAACACGCUCUCGGUGAGCAGGCCCGGAUCUAGGCACAAGCUGAGGCAUCAGAAUUCGUCCCAGGGCAGCUACGAUAGCGCAUCGCCAUGCCUUUCGCGCGACAGCAGCACAGAGCUGUACACGGACAGCACCGGGAUAGAUCUCGAACAGUUCAUCGCGGAGACUAUAAACCGCAAUCAGAAAGAUCGCACAGUGUUGUUGAAGAUCGAGAAGGAUUUAAUUGAGUUUGCGAAGGAUCGGCAGAAGGUCUCCCACAAGUUCCCGAGCAUGUCAUCGUACAAUAGGAUGCUGGUACAUCGGGUGGCAGCUUACUUCGGGAUGGAGCACAACGUGGAUCAGUCAGGUCUGAGUGUCAUCGUCACGCGGACGAAAAACAUGCGAAUACCGGACACUCGCUUCAAAGAACACAUCAGGGACGAUCUGAUCUUGUCAGAGGAGCCGCGAAGAAGUAUCCUGAAGCGAGACUCAAGCUCAUUCGAGGACAGCUUCAACUUCAAAUCGCCUGACAGACUGUCGGGCGACUGCUGCCGGCGCAGUAAGAGCUUCGAAGAGCGCGAGGAGGAGUACGAGCGCGCCAGACGAAGGAUAUUCAAGGACAGUAGCGGUGAGAGCAGCGAAAUCACGUCCUGGCCGUGGUCCUCGACGGAGAGCUCGGACGCCUCGGCGAAAUUUCGCUUGCUGCAUCCGGAUCACCACCUAGUCAGGCAAAAUCGACUUCUGAAGGGCGAAUCCUUUGACGGAAGGGAUUCGUUCCGCGGUGCGGUAUUGCGCCCGUCCGUUUCUAAGUCAUUCAGUUUCGGUGGAUACACCAAAGGCAUGCUGACGAGGGGGGACAGUGUCACAUCCACACAUAGUGCGGGGGCUCGCCUCAUGAAGCAAGAUUCGGGGGCGAGCAUGUGUUCACGCUUGAGCCCGAGCCGCUCGAGCAGUGGCUACAAAUCGCAGAGUCAGCGCAGUGACGCGACGAUAUCACCAUCUCCAUCACCCUCUCCCGUACCAGCCGCCAUGACGUGUAGCCACACUCAAGUAUCUAGUCAGGAUUUAGUCUCGCCGGAGUCAGGUGGCGGCCAGACGGUCAUGUGGGCAGUUACCAGUUUGUCCAGCGUGCCACCCGGCAGCAUAAUAAUAAACCCGCAGACCAAUCAGCCGUACACGAACCCGGACGGUUCGAUCUAUCGCUACGACCCGGACAAUCCGCCAAAGUUCUUCGCUAUGGAGAAUGAGAACGGCGUCGCUAAUAAGCAACAACAACAACAGCAGCAGCAGCAACAACAACACACGGAAUUACCCUCCGAGCCAUCCAGAACGAAUAACAACCUCAAGCACGACGGCAGGAAGCAGAGGUCGCCGCAAUCGAGGAUCAGUGUCACGGGAACGACCACCGGGGCCCAAGUAACGAACACGGCAACAUCGCCGAGCCUGCCGUUUACUCCGCCACCACCGCCGCCACCUCCACCACCUCCUACUUCUGCACCGCAGAACCUCCCACCCAUUCCGCAGCAGCAGCAACAGCAAGCGCAGCAACAGCAGCCACAAUCGCAGCCACAGCAGCAGCUGCAGCUGCAGCCGCAGCCGCAGCAGCAAAGUCUAGUCAAAUCGUCAACAACAUUACCGAUGUUUAGUCAUACUAACCAAACAGCUCAACAACCGUACGCGACCUAUGUACCUACCUCAGAACCGUAUAAUCAGGGUGUCUAUCCGCCCCCCAUGGGGCAACCGACUGUGAUGAUGGCGCCUCAUCCGACUCAGGGUCAAGCGAGUAUGCAAAAUGGCGGUCAAGGGGACGUUGUUUUCAAUCAGAAUCAGGUCUACACCAAUUACGCGGUACCUGUGCAUCAAGGACCAAUACCACAGUCAGGGGAUAUGGCGGAGUUGUCCGGAUAUUUCUUAGGGAUGAACAUUUACGAUCAGCGUGGCAGCGGUGACAGCCAUCCCACGCCCCCGCACUCCACGUAUCCGCCACCGCCGCCCUCCGCGAACCAAGCCGUGCAGAAUAUGCAGUCGAUACAACCGAAUUACUGGCAACCACCGCCGAAUCAAAUACCGCCCCAACAGACCAUGUAUUUCGUACCUCCGCCUGCAACGGCAAUUUCCGUCGGGCAGAAUCCAGGGGACAGGCAGCAGCUGCAUCAGCAGCAGAGAUUCCCGACGAAUUACUCUUUCAACGCGCAAGCAAUGACGCCUCCGAGCCAAGCGAGUUCUAAUUACGUCGGCAGUUACCCGGUACCUUACAAUUCCGUACCGGCGGUAACUCCGACCCCCGGCGACUAUACGUAUCAACCACCGGUUCAAAUGGUUCCUACGUAUUAUCCGCCGGGACAGCCGGCGAUACAGCCACCGCCUGUGAUGUACAGAGUACCUACGCCACCGAACACACCAACGUCUAGUCAGAUACCUGGUAUGCCGUUGAUGUAUGUCAACUCAAGCAGCUACGCGGCCCCGGCGAUGGUGACCAGUGGAACAUUCGGACAUCAGGUUACCCACAACGGCACGUCUCCGGCGCCGCCCGGCGCGUACAUGGCACCCACGCUGGUUCCCAAUCUCGUCUUUAGACAAAACGUUCCUGUCGUUCCCAGCGUGCGGGCGACAACGCCAGGGAACUCUCAACGAGCUAGUCGAUCUCCAACUCCGGCGCACGAGCUUUUCGGAGGUGGAAGUGGAGAUCGAAGCGCACAACCUCAACCACGUUAUCCACUGCCAAUGUAUCAGGGUGUCCAUAUAGUGCAAGGGGAUAUGAGAUUGAUGCAUCCAGGCGUACCAUCCAACCCCCGGUUGCAGUAUGCACCAGUAUCAUCACCGCCUGUUGUUCAAGGCUGCCCGCGGCCGUACAGGCCGCCUUCGUCUAACACCUCGGGGGCCGGCACUCCGACUUCCUUUGACGGCAGAAAUCAGAAAAUUCGCAAACAGAGGUCCAAAGUAACAUCUUUACCACCGAGCGGCGCACGAUCCAAUUUUUAUCAGGCACCUUCCAUGUCAUCGCUCUCAUCAAACGUACCCAAAGACAUCAGAGAAGGAACGGUGAAGGUGACCAUCACCCGUCGGAAUCAGCAAGAGAGAUGAUAUUAGAAGAAUAUACGCGUGCACGUACAUCGAGUGAGAAGAAUAUUGUUACGCGUAUUUUUUUUUUUUUUUUAAA